This is a messenger RNA of Lolium perenne, 1989 nucleotides long. RefSeq names its product tau-cadinol synthase. The record is from RefSeq and is a predicted model, not a curated record. Gene Ontology annotation, molecular function: magnesium ion binding; terpene synthase activity. Gene Ontology annotation, biological process: diterpenoid biosynthetic process. Lineage: Eukaryota; Viridiplantae; Streptophyta; Magnoliopsida; Poales; Poaceae.
UAGGAGUAUUUAAAGACCAGACGUUGAUCUCUCUGGUUCCCAAAGCACGCUGUUGUUAGCCACCUAGCUGGAGUAAAGCAUCGUGCGCAUAAGGCCGGGGAGUACAUGCAUGGCGCCCUCCGGCACUGCUGCCACUCCUGAGAAGAAGCUAGGCUCUGAGUUUGAGCCCUCGCCAUGGGGCGACUUCUUCAUCGAGUACGAGCCAAAGCCACAGCAGAGGUCAGAGGAUUGGAUGAUGACGAGAGCCGAUAAACUGAAGGAGGACGUCCACAUGAUGUUUAACACUAGCAAUAGCACGGAGGGAAUGUUCUUGCUCGAUACCCUCCAACAUCUCGGAAUAGAUCACCUCUUCGAGGAGCAGAUUCACAACACUUUAAGUGAAAUCCUUGAGAACAAACUUACUAGUUCAGCCAGCCUGCAUGAAGAGGCUCUUCGGUUUCGCUUGCUUAGGGAGCAUGGACACUGGGUAUCUCCAGAUGUGUUCAACAAAUUCAAGGGUGAAGACGGAACCUUUAAGAGGGAUAUAACUAGUCAGCCAAGCGUACUAUUGUGUUUAUAUAACGCAGCUCAUCUUCUUAUUCAUGGUGAACCAGCGCUUGAAGAGGCCAUAUUUUUUGCAAGGCAUCAUCUUGAAUUAGUGAGUGGUAGUCUCAAGUCCCCUCUAGCUCAGCAAGUCAAACGCGCACUUCAUAGACCAUUGCCAAGGAGCUGUAAGAGGGUGGAAACAUUGUAUUAUAUCUCGGAGUAUGAAGAAGAGGAAGGGCAUAACCCAGUUCUACUAGAGCUCGCAAAACUAGAUUUCAACCUAUUGCAACAUGUCCAUUUGAAGGAGCUCAAAGCUAUUACUGAGUGGUGGAAACAUAUUUAUGAUAACAUUGGACUAAGUUAUAUUCGCAACCGUGUGGUAGAGAGCUACACUUGGGCCUAUGUGAUAUACUACGAGAGAUGCUUUGAGCUCCCCCGCAUUAUCAUCGCCAAGAUGAUGCUGCUAAUUACUAUUUUAGAUGACACAUAUGAUACCCAUGGUACCAUAGAGGAUUGUCGGAAGCUACAUGAAGCCGUACAAAGAUGGGAUGAGAGUGCCAUUUCUCUUCUACCGGAGUACCUGAAGAAGUUUUAUAUUGAGUUGUUGAGGACCUUCAAAAAUAUUGAGGGUGAAAUGCCAAUUGAUAUCAACUAUGAUAUUUAUCAUCUAAAAAAAGCGAUCCAAAAUAAUGUGACUGGUUAUCUCCAAGAAGCCGAAUGGUCUCACAAGAAUCACAAGCCAAGAUUUAUAGACCAGGUGAAUCUGACUAGCCUAACCGUAGGUGCACCAACAGUAUGUGUAAGUAUGAUGACUGGCAUGGGUGACACGAUAAUGAAGCAAGCUCUUAAGUGGACAGCUGAUGUCCCUGAUGUUGUAGUAGCAACCGGAAAGAUUGUACGUUAUAUGAACGACCUUGCUGCAUUUAAGCGCGGAAAGUGCAACAGCGAUGUUGCAAGCUCCGUGGAUUGUUACAUCAACGAGUACAGUGUCACGCGCGACGUGGCGAUCGCAAGGAUUGAUGCACUCAUGGAAGACGAAUGGAGGACUUUGAACCAAGCUCGGUUUGGAAAUCGUGUUCUACUCCCAGCUAUGCAACGUAUUAUCAGCUUGGCCCUUAGCGCGUCUUUCAUCUAUGACAACAUGAACGAUGCGUACACGGCCAGUGAGCAUCUUGAGAAAACAAUUGAGAGACUUUUCAUCGAGCCAAUGUAGAUUCUACCUCCAAGAUCUGCGCCCUUUUUUCAGUAACUCUUGGCGAGCAUAUGGUUCCAGGAUCCGUCAUAGCUUAUAUACAGACAUUGUGGUUAGUCAACAACGUUUUCACGCGAGUCCUAGACAGAUAUCGGUGGCUGAUACGUAUCUUUAGAUGGCUUAUUCAUGUUGCAACUUUAAGUGACCUACUAUGAUGUGUAAUAAUGGUAGUAAUAUUUAAUAAUAAUGCAAUAAAUAGCUGUAUGUAUCAA